This is a messenger RNA of Drosophila ficusphila, 1637 nucleotides long. RefSeq lists its product as uncharacterized. Lineage: Eukaryota; Metazoa; Arthropoda; Insecta; Diptera; Drosophilidae. Bases 1 to 1143 code for a protein of 380 amino acids. The transcript has 2 exons. The record is from RefSeq and is a predicted model, not a curated record.
AUGGCAACGACACAAGAGAUCAUGGACGGUCUUCUGAUUUAUAUGGUAGCUUCGAAGUUGGAUCGCCACACUCGAGAGAAAUGGGAAGAGGGUCUGUCGGCAAAUAAGCUGCUGAAGUGGAAAGAUAUGGCUACAUUACUGGAAAAGAAGUGUCGCAUGUUGGAGGAUAUUAAAAACGCUAUGGUAAUCCAGACACCUAGCAAACAGGUCCCUCAAUACAGCCCAAAAUCUUCAACACACUGCUUCGUUUUCGUUUUUUCAAAGUUGCAUUAUGCGGGGACAUCUGCAAAAUGUAUCGAUGUGUCCGUGUCACUAACCCUGAUAACUAUUUGCAGUCUAUCUUAUGGCGUGACAACCCAAAUCAACAAGUCAAGGCUUAUAAGCUCGAUACGGUUACCUACGGCACUAAGCCGGCUGCAUUUCUGGCAAUUCGUGCUAUGCAGUAGCUAUCCUAUGAUCCCGGAGGAGGCAACUCAAAUUCGUGAGCAGGUGAAGGAAUUGCUAUCCAAGGGUAAUUUUCCAAUUCGAAAAUGGUGUUCAAAUGAGGCAGAAGCUUUGAAAGGCGAGCCAGAAGUUGAUCGCGAGAAAAAACUCAGAAUUCAUGAUGGAACUGAUGUCCUUAAAACACUCGGCUUAUAUUGGGAUGCAAAAUCGGAUCACUUGCUUUUCUCAUUGUCUGGAACUAUGUCAGAAAGCGGUUCAACGAAAAGAUCGAUUUUAUCGGCCGUUGCCAAGUUCUACGACCCUCUCGGAUUGAUAGCACCGAUUGUUACCAAGUUCAAAAUAUUUCUGCAAAUUCUUUGGAAAGACAAACUGGCCAAGUAUCACUUUCAUAGACUGGUUGGAAGAUCGCUUUUAACUUUUCAUAAACUUCGUACUCUCGUUUGUGAAGUUUCUGCCAUGCUUAACUCUCGACCACUCUGCCCCAUUUCAGAGAAUCCUAGCGACUUGGAGGUUCUCACGCCUGGACAUUUUCUUAUUGGCACUGCUUUCAACGCCAUAGACGAACCCGACAUCACCCAUCUCGAGUUUGCCAGAUGCAGCAGGCGAUUUGGCACAAGUGGAGCACCGCCCACCUAUCGCUACUCCAGGAACGUGGGAAAUGGCGGUCAGAAAAGGCAAAUUUGGCGCCCGGCAGCAUAGUCAUCAUUAAGGACGACAAUCUUCCAUCACUCCAAUGGCGCAUGGGCAGAGUUGAGAGCAUUGUUCUUGAACCAGAUGGCGUGGCCCGUGUUGCAGUUAUUCGAACCGCUGCAGGCAUCAUCAGAAGAGCUGUUGGCAAGUUGGCCCUUUCUGCCCUUUGAGACCACCUCGUCUAUCAGCGUGACUCUUCCAGCGGGGGGAGCAUGUUCGGAGCAGAACCCCUAACUUGUAAAUUCUAUUCAAAAUUCAAACUCUAACUGCUAAUGUAACGUAACGUAAGGUGAGCGUUAAGUUGUUUACCAACACCCGUCUAAUUGCAAUCGCACCUAACUUUGCUUAUCUUGUUUUCUCUAUCUUUAUUAUCAUUCUUUUUUCGCAACUCUAAACUGAUUCACAUUCACCUUUCGUUCGUUUCGUUAGUUUUGAGAAACUUGCUACUGUCAAUGAGAACAGACGUGUUUUUAUAUCGCUCCGCCGUGUAAUUAAAAAUACAU